Molecule: messenger RNA, 4983 nt
Organism: Exophiala aquamarina CBS 119918
Lineage: Eukaryota; Fungi; Ascomycota; Eurotiomycetes; Chaetothyriales; Herpotrichiellaceae
Exons: 2
Coding region: 1-4983 (1660 amino acids)
Biological process (GO): Ras protein signal transduction; positive regulation of GTPase activity
Cellular component (GO): plasma membrane
Molecular function (GO): guanyl-nucleotide exchange factor activity
Source: RefSeq, a predicted model, not a curated record
AUGGCCUCGGAUUCAACUCUGAGCAGUCGCGUUUCCUUGAUUUCCCUCGAUCCUGCUGUUGCCUCCCACAUUACUGCCACCACCGUUCCUUCGACCUCUCAAUAUGGCUCCAGUCCGAGAAAGAGUACAAAGACGCCCGACACCGAGAUCACUCAUCGCCAUGUCAGGAAUAACUCUGCUCCAAAUACCCUCGACAAGAAACGCUCCAAUUCCCUGCGCCGCGUCAAGAACAGCACCGAGAUCCUGAGACAACGCUCUACAAAGUCCGCGAGGAAACAAAGGCAGCAAGACCCUGUAUUAGACACAAGAGGAGGUCGCAACUUCACCGUCGGCAAUGUCGGCACGGGUGGUAUCCUGUAUCUCACUCCCUCCGCCUUUCAAGCGCCAGGGCUGCACUCCAUCAAUCCAAUAUCGCCUCCGACCGUCACCACUCCUGUCACUGCGCCAGCCCUGCUAAGCCACGAGCAUCUUCAGACUUCCCUCCAGGCUGUCUCGGAUUCUUCCUCUCAAGCCCGUUCCACUUCUCCCAAGCGAUCCAUUCGAGCGAGCAACAGGAGGGUUGCACGUCCCAAUCAUGCCCGGUCCCAGUCCUUCUCGACCGUCGAAGAACAUCGGCACUCCCUGUCAGCCCCGGUCCAGUCAAGGACAUUACGGAUUGUCAUCAAUCGCCCAGACACUGCUCGUCCAGAAACGGCAAAAGAAUCUAUCGAGGAGCUGAAUGAGGAGCUGUCGCCCACUCUUGAAGUGCCCAUCCCGCAUUAUCGCAUUGGGACCUUUCGCUUCAGCAAUCAUGGCACUCCAGUUCUGCGCAAUUCCUCUUUCACGAGAGCCUCCGCCACUGGCUCAGACAUGACCCCCACGGCAGCCACUGCUCGUCUUGACCAAUACUUUCAGGGUCCUCCGGCGUCCAGUCUCAAAGUUUUUGCUCGACCCCCCCCCGCACAUUUGGGAGUUGAAGACGACCCAGCAACAUUGAACCCUCCUGGUUUAUCUUCCGACUCGACAACUUCAGUUCAACCAGCUGCAUUCGAUCAACUCACCCAGAUCUAUGACGAUCCCUCCGUCGUUCGUUAUUGCCAGAACGUCAGAGAAAUCACCGCAGCAACUCCGGCAAGAAUCAUUGCCCAAAUUUCCUCCGACUCCUUUAUGGAUUAUGAGUUGGUCUCGGAUUUCUUCCUUACCUUUCGAUCCUAUAUGUCGACUUAUACCGUUCUUGAUCUGCUUCUGGCCCGGUUAAGGUGGGCUAUCGCUCGGUUGGAGGACGAUGGAAGAAUUAUUCGUGUGCGCACAUUUGCUGCUCUUCGGCACUGGAUCCUCAACUAUUUCAUGGAUGACUUCUUUAUAGAUCUUCGUCUGCGAGAAAGAUUCUGUGCCGAAGUCAACAAAUUGCAUCGUGAUGUCAAAGCCAGUCCAGAAAAUGGGUAUAGCGACCUCAAGCUUUUGCGCGAUCUGAAACGGUGCUGGAACGGGCGUUGCUCACUGUGCUGGGAUUCUGAGGGCUUCGAACUCGAUGGUGAUCAGGAGGAAGAUCUACUGCCCGGUGGACCGAUGGACAUCCAGCAAUCCACCCCGAGACCUCGCACGGCGGUCAGGCCCUUCCAUCCUCCUGCCGAAAUCCCUCGACCGGACAUUCUGCGUGGGCCUUCCCAUAGUUGGUUUGAGGUUGACAAGACCGCCACCGGUUUUCACGACCGUCAGCUGUCGACUGAUUCUGAUCAGAUCCCACCGUCUCUCGGAAGCGAUGGCAGCUUACAGGCGAACUCCUGCUUCCCACCGAAAGCUUUUCUGCGCCCUAGCCCCGAGGCUAACGUCAAUGCGAAGGGUCCUCAUCCAGUGUCAGUGCAGCAUCGUAGGAAGAACGCCCCUGCCAAUCUGCAGGUGAACACUCAUUCAGGCAUCGGGACCAAGCCAAGCCACAAGAGAGGUGCCAGCUCCAUUGAUAGUAAUCGUGAAUCAACACCUCGGAAAACCGAAGCUGAGCCAGAAGCCAUCAUGGGCGAGGAGGGGAAUAUCAUUCGCGGGCUCUUGUACAGUCCCAGCGCGCCGUUUGUGCAAAUCAUUGCUACAAAUUCGACACAAUCCCUUGACCGAACCGAGGUGGGAGGUAUGCGGGAAGGUCCAAGGAGAGCGCACGGAACACAAUCUGCCACCCAGCCCACUGGCAGAAACAUCUUUGGGUCCUUGCGCAAAGUAUUAGGAAACAAGCAAGGUCAGGUUGACGUGACACUCGUUACUGCGUCACACUCGGCACAAGAUGUACCCAUCCGAACCCAGAAGCCAGCAAUGCCACUCAACCUAUCCAAGUCACAUGAUGAGUUGCGAAACCAAGCCGGGCUCGCCCUCGCGCGGAAAGGCGAGGUUCGCAUUGAUCUUUUGUGUGCAGCGGUCUGUCAAAACUAUGAGAGCAAGUUUCCCUCCAAACAUCGCAUCACCUAUGGAGCCUUUUUCACACACAAUCCGCCCAUGGCGCCGGCUGACAAUACUGAUGGUGGAUUGAACACCCCGCGACUCAAUAAUCGUGCCACUGCUCAAAGUGGCUCUAUCCUCAUUGUGGACGAUACAAGACCCGAGUUGCCUUCCAUGUCGGGUGCCCUCCGCCCUAACACCGAUGACAUGAUUGGAGUCACUCCCGCAUCCGAAACAGAGGCACUCUUCAAUGAGGGUGUGGUCAUUCUUCCCAAGGCUCGGAGUGAUAGCAUGGAUGCGGUUGCCACCCAGAGGAGCUCUGAUGUUCUUGGAACUGUGAUGGAUGUGCCGUCUGCAGAUGGAAGCAAUGAUACGCUUGACAAACUCGCCACUGGUGCUUCGUUCGGUGGCGAUCACUUUGCCUUGACCAGCGGACUUAGUGGAGAGAGGCUUAAAACUCCAACAACAGUCAGUUCGAGGACGGAGCGAGAAGGUAAUACAAGCCUCGACUUAGCACGACCAAACGAGCAAGAUGCAUCCUCAGAGAAAGCGUCCUUAGUGGAUGAAAGUCAUGAUGCAGGUGGAAAAGGAGAUGAAGAUAGCAACUCCCAUGCUAAAGACGAAGCACCCACUCAUACGCUCAGACGGCGGCCUGGUGGUGACCUUCGUCGUGUUGAGAACGUACAAGACCUAGACCAUUCCACACACCAUAACUCGUUGGACACUGUCAGUGCCGCAUCUGACUCUGCUCAUGAAUCUUUACUCAUAAUGAGAACUGAUACUGGUCGUACGAUCAAAAGAGAUCCGGACCCUCCGCGAAAAGCAAUCUCAAUGAUCAAUACGCACUCAUCUCAGCACCUCCGACCCUCGUUCGAGGCGGCUGUCGCUGAAUUUUCGGCUAUCCCGGAUGACGAUGAUGGAGGCUUAGAAGCUACGUUGAUGAAGCUCGAAGGCCGUUAUGAGAAGAAGUCGCCCCCAAUGGAACAGCACCCAUUAGAUACGACGGGUAAGAGAAGAUCCUUACCAGACCUCAAGACAAGCUCACAUAUCGAUCUGAGAGAUCCUGUUCGACAAGCGCGGCAAUCACUUGAUAUCCAGAUUCGAGAAAUCACGAAUGAUCUGACCUCACGCACGUCUCUGGAUGGGCUCCAGCAGGCAAGCAAUCCGACAUCUCUUGGUCUCAAGCAAUCCUCUUCUCGCAAGUCAUCGAUCUUUGGGCUACCCACCGAAUCUAUCGCAGGUUCCGAAGAGUCAGAUGGGUCCUUGCCACUAUUGAAGCGCGAUGCUGCCCACGAAAGCACGACAGGACCGGCCAACACUAUUCAAGGUCCAGUUGUCGCCCCUGGAUAUUUUGCUCAGGACCCCCCUCAACUGUUUCAUUUGCCUAAAGCACCUCCGCCGAGUGGAAACAAGCAUGCUCACAUGCAGAGUAUCUCGCGCCCGGACACUGCAAAUGACAGUGCUAGGUCAUUCCUCCUAGAUGAAGAUGAGAAUCUCUCCGACUUAUCAUCCGAAAUCUCAGUGGACAUUAUCAAUUACUCUGACGUUGUUGACAACUCCAUGGCUCCCAUGCUCGCGGCCCCUGGAACUGCGAUAUCCGGGCUGGAAAUCCCGGCUCAUCCUUUGACAUAUGCCUCGGUUGUCAAUUUGAACGCUCUCGAACAAUCGGCGCGAACAUCUGAUUCGAUCCCCCAUGAGAUAGACCCAGCAAGACUGCAGGCAAAAAUCCCAAAUUCUGUGCCGCCUCGUUCACGGGAGAAGCCCAUGUCUCAGCCGCUCUCACGUGUCCCUGCCGGACCUGCACAUGUUCCUUUUGUACUCGCAUGCGACUCUCAAGUUCUUGCACAGCAACUGACGCUCGUCGAGAAGUCCGCUUUGUCGGAGGUUGAAUGGUCAGACCUGGUGGAAAUGCGUUGGGACAGUAAAGCAGCUGAAGUCCUAGACUGGGUGGAUUGCUUGACGCAGACCAAAGUACGGGGCAUCGACCUGGUGAUUGCCCGCUUCAAUCUCGUGGUCAAGUGGGCCAUGUCGGAAAUCAUAUUGACCCAGGAUAUCCAUGAGCGUGCUCGAGUGAUCACCAAGUAUAUCCAUGUUGCUGCUCACGCCCGCAGGCUGCACAACUAUGCGACAAUGCUCCAAUUGACAAUCGCUCUCACCUCUACGGAUUGUACCCGUCUCACCAAAACAUGGGCCUUGGUCUCUGCUCCUGAUAUGUCACUACUCAAGCACAUGGAAUCUCUCGUUCAACCUAUUCGAAACUUUCAUGAUCUUCGCCUUGAAAUGGAAUCCGCCGAUCUCAGUGAUGGCUGCAUUCCCUUUAUUGGUUUGUACGUUCAUGACUUGACCUACAAUGCCCAAAAACCAUCACGUAUCCCCAGUGGGCCCGGACGUGAGUCACUGAUCAAUUUUGAGCGAUAUCGCACUUGUGCCAUCAUUGUCAAAGGACUACUGAGACUCAUCGAUGCCGGAUCCCGGUAUAGCUUUGAGCCGAUCGAAGGAGUCAUUGAGCGUUGUUUAUGGUUGGCGGCUCUGCCUGACGAUCGCAUACGAAGUACGAGCAAAUCCCUGGAAUGGUAA